CCGGUCAUGUGACUGAUAGACUCCCCUGGCGAGUUGUUCCCAUCUCCCACAGUCAUGGCGGUGUCGGGGAGUCGCGAAGAUGGAGUAAACACCACUACUACAACAUCUUGAUUUUUUCCCCUUUUACUUCAUGCUGGACUCUUACCUGCUGUCAUCCGAGAUAUCGCGAACAUCCCGCUGGCUGCUGUGCUUCCAACGAUGGCCGACCGCGGCGUUGAUCUGGCGGCUCUGCCUAAAGAGGUCAGGGACCAGCUGGCGGAGUUGGAUCUGGAGCUAUCCGAAGGUGACAUUACACAGAAGGGCUACGAGAAGAAAAGGACCAAACUCCUGGCUCCCUACAUCAUCCACACUCCAGUGGAGCCACCGCCUCAGAAUGACGUGCAGCCUCCCGCUCCAAGUUCCUCCUCCAGCCACGCCCCUCCCCCCUCCAGCUCAUCCCGGUACCGAGAACGUCGCUCCCGCAGAACACACCGCGGUGGAGGGACCAGGGAUGACCGCUACAGAUCAGAUAUCCAUACUGAGGCAGUACAAGCUGCCCUGGCUAAACAUAAGGAGGAGAAGAUGGCACUGCCCAUGCCUACCAAGCGGCGCUCUACUUACGUCCAGUCUCCUAUUGAAACCCGCACACCACCAGACUCUUCAUCAGGCUCUGAAGAUGAGACAUCUGCGCGCAGGCAGUCAUCAGUGGUCGCUCCCCCGCCUGUCAAUCCCAACCUGCAGAGCCCAGACUCUUGGAUCAACCGCUCCGUCCAGGGCUCCUCCACCUCCUCCUCGGCCUCCUCCACCCUGUCCCACGGGGAGGCCAAACCGCAGCCUCAGAGCCAAGCUCAGCCUCAGCCGCAGUACAAACCGCAGUACCAACCUCUGUAUCAGCCUCACUACCAGCCUCAGCACCAGCCUCAGCACCAGCCUCAGCACCAUCCACAACACCAUCCACAACACCAUCCACAGCACCAUCCACAACACCAUCCACAGCACCAUCCACAUGAGCAGCCCCACACCGCAGCUGUGACAGACAUGCUGGCUCACAGCCGCAUCGCCCCCUCAGAGAACAGCGCCCCCCCUCCAGAUGUUACAGCUGGAGCACCUCCAGGCAGAGGCCCGCGGGUGGACCUGCCCUCCAACGCCGUGGUUCGGGGUAUGAGCCGUGGGCAGAGCCGCUCAAGCAUGAUGGAGACUGCGGACGGGGUCCCUGUGAACAGCAGAGUGUCCACUAAGAUCCAGCAGCUUCUCAACACCCUGAAAAGGCCUAAGAGGCCCCCACUCAGCGAGUUCUUCACCGACGACUCGGAGGAGAUUGUAGAAGUGCCGCAGCCGGACCCAAACACACCCAAGCCGGAGGGCCGUCAGAUCAUCCCAGUGAAAGGAGAGCCUUUGGGAGUGGUCAGUAACUGGCCCCCAGCCCUGCAGGCAGCAUUGGCCCGUUGGGGGGCCACUCAGGGGAAGAGCCCCGCCCUCACUGCUCUUGACAUCACAGGCAGACCGCUCUAUACACUGACUUAUGGGAAGCUGUGGAGUCGCAGUGUGAAGCUGGCUUACACCCUCCUGAACAAGCUGGGAAACAAGAACGAGCAAAUCCUCAAACCUGGAGACAGGGUGGCGCUGGUGUACCCCAACAGCGACCCCGGGAUGUUCUGGGUGGCCUUCUACGGCUGCCUCCUGGCUGAGGUUAUUCCUGUACCUAUUGAGGUACCACUGUCUCGCAAGGAUGCAGGUAUCAGCCAGGUGGGGUUUCUGCUGGGUAGCUGUGGUGUUGGUCUGGCUCUGACCAGUGAGAUCUGUUUGAAGGGUCUCCCCAAGACACCCACAGGGGAAAUACUGCAGUUCAAAGGCUGGCCUCGACUAAAGUGGGUGGUGACAGACUCAAAGUACCUGACCAAGCCCUCCAAAGACUGGCAGCCGCACAUCCCCACCGCCAACACUGACCCUGCAUAUAUAGAGUACAAGGCGAGUAAAGAAGGCACAGUGGUGGGUGUGGCUGUGUCUAAAGUAGCCAUGUUGACCCACUGCCAAGCACUGACCCAGGCCUGCAACUACUGCGAAGGGGAAACUCUAGUGAAUGUCCUGGACUUUAAGAAGGAUAUGGGCCUAUGGCAUGGUGUUCUCACGGCUGUGAUGAACAGGAUACACACUAUUAGUGUUCCCUAUGCAGUAAUGAAGGCUUGUCCACUCUCCUGGGUACAGAGGGUCCACAUCCACAAAGCUCGUUUAGCUUUGGUGAAGUGCCGUGAUCUCCACUGGGCCAUGAUGGCUCAUCGGGACCAGAGAGACACCAGCCUGGCCUCAUUACGUAUGCUCAUUGUUGCUGAUGGUGCUAAUCCCUGGUCGGUGUCUUCCUGCGAUGCCUUCCUGAACGUGUUUCAGUCCCACGGGCUGAAGCCUGAGGUCAUCUGUCCCUGUGCCACCUCCCCCGAGGCCAUGACAGUAGCUAUACGCAGACCAGGGGUACCCGGUGCACCCCUUCCCGCCCGUGCCAUUCUUUCACUGGGCGGCCUUAGCCACGGCGUCAUCAGGGUCAACACAGAGGACAAGAACUCCGCUCUGACUGUGCAAGAUGUGGGGCAUGUCAUGCCUGGAGCUCUGAUGUGCAUUGUUAGGCCUGAUGGGCCUCCUCAGCUGUGUAAAACAGAUGAGAUAGGAGAGAUAAUAAUCAACUCUCGUGCUGGAGGCAACAUGUACUACGGCCUGCCUGGACUCACAAAAAACACCUUCGAGGUAAUACCUGUUAACGCUAAUGGAGUUCCCAUUGGAGAGAUUCCAUUUGUGCGCUCGGGACUCCUGGGGUUUGUUGGCCCAGGCAGUCUGAUCUUUGUGGUGGGGAAGAUCGAAGGUCUGCUGAUGGUGAGCGGGCGGAGACACAACGCUGACGACCUGGUGGCCACCGCUCUGGCCGUGGAGCCGGUCAAGACUGUGUACCGUGGCAGGAUCGCUGUGUUUUCAGUCACAGUGUUCUAUGAUGAGAGGGUAGUGAUUGUGGCAGAGCAGAGGCCAGAUGCCAGCGAGGAGGACAGCUUCCAGUGGAUGAGUCGAGUGCUUCAGGCUAUUGACAGCAUCCACCAGGUGGGCCUCUACUGUCUGGCUCUGGUCCCGGCCAACACCUUACCUAAAACACCCCUGGGUGGCAUCCACAUCUCUGACACCAAGCAGUACUUCUUAGACGGCAACCUGCACCCCUGCAACAUCCUCAUGUGUCCCCAUACAUGUGUCACCAACCUGCCCAAGCCCCGGCAGAAGCAGCCGGUUGGCGUAGGUCCUGCGUCCGUCAUGGUGGGCAACCUGGUGGCAGGGAAGAGGAUUGCCCAGGCCGCAGGCAGGGACCUCGGCAUGAUCGAAGACCAGGAUCUCGUCCGGAAGCUCUGUAUGUGGCCCACUGUGAUGCAUCAGUAUUUGACAGAGGCUCUACACUGGAGGGCACAGACAGACCCAGACCAUGUCCUCUUUGUUCUUCUUAAUGCUAAGGGUGUAACAGUGAGCACCGCAUCCUGCGUCCAACUUCAUAAGCGGGCAGAGAAGAUCGCUGCGGCGCUCACCGAGAAAGGCAGCAUCAACACUGGAGAGAACGUAGUACUGCUCUAUCCUCCUGGCAUUGAUUUGAUAGCCGCUUUCUAUGGCUGUCUCUACGCUGGAUGUGUUCCCGUAAACGUCAGACCUCCACACCCUCAGAACCUGGCGGCCACAUUGCCUACUGUCCGCAUGAUUAUUGAUGUCAGUAAAGCUGCGUGUAUCCUUACCACUCAAAACCUCAUGAGGACUCUGCGCUCCAAAGAGGCUGCUGCCUCUGUGAACAUUAAAACGUGGCCAACAAUCAUCGACACAGAUGACCUUCCCCGCCGUCGGCCUCCACAGAUCUAUAAGCCGCCCACGGCAGAGAUGAUAGCCUAUCUGGACUUCAGCGUGUCCACCACAGGCAUGCUCACUGGGGUUAAGAUCUCUCAUGCAGCAGUUAGUGCACUUUGUCGCUCCAUAAAGCUACAGUGUGAACUGUACUCCUCUCGCCAAAUAGCCAUCUGCCUGGAUCCUUACUGUGGUCUGGGCUUUGUCUUGUGGUGCCUCGCAAGUGUUUACUCAGGUCACCAAUCCAUCCUGAUUCCUCCCUUUGAGUUGGAGAGCUGCUCGUCUCUGUGGCUGAGCACACUCAGUCAGUACCGCAUCAGAGACACCUUCUGCUCCUACUCUGUCAUGGAGCUCUGCACUAAAGGGCUGGGCACUCAGACUGAGUUACUCAAGGCUCGUGGUGUGAACCUCUCAUGCGUGCGGAGCUGUGUGGUGAUAGCGGAGGAACGCCCCCGCCUGGCCCUCACACACUCCUUCUCCAAGCUGUUUAAGGAUGUGGGGCUGUCGUCCAGAGCUGUCAGUACUGCUUUUGGCUCCAGGGUGAACUUGGCCGUCUGCCUGCAGGGCACUACUGGUCCUGACCCAUGUACAGUGUAUGUGGACAUGAAGUCCCUCCGCCAUGACAGAGUGAGGCUGGUGGAGAGAGGAGCACCUCAAAGUCUUCCUCUAAUGGAGUCUGGCAAGAUACUGCCAGGUGUGCGGGUGAUAAUCGUGAAUCCAGAGACCAGAGGCCCACUGGGUGAUUCUCAUCUUGGAGAGGUCUGGGUGAACAGCCCUCACAAUGCCAGUGGCUACUACACCAUCUAUGGAGAGGAGAGUCUUCAGGCCGACCACUUCAAUACCAAACUCAGCUUCGGAGACCCGCAGACCUUAUGGGCCAGAACCGGAUACUUGGGUUUUGUGAAGAGGACUGAACUGUUGGAUGCCAGUGGCGAUCGGCAUGAUGCUCUCUUUGUGGUGGGCUCACUGGAUGAGACCUUGGAGCUACGAGGGUUGCGUUACCACCCAAUCGACAUUGAAACCUCAGUGUCCCGGGCUCACCGCAGUAUUGCUGAGAGUGCUGUGUUUACAUGGACCAACCUGCUGGUGGUGGUGUCGGAGCUGUGUGGUUCAGAGCAGGAUGCACUGGACCUGGUGCCUCUGAUAACCAACGUGGUCCUGGAGGAGCACCACCUCAUCGUGGGUGUGGUGGUUAUUGUGGACCCUGGUGUUAUACCCAUCAACUCCAGGGGAGAGAAGCAACGUAUGCACCUACGCGACUCUUUCCUCGCUGACCAGCUGGAUCCCAUCUAUGUUGCUUACAACAUGUGAGGGGCUUGUUUAGCCAUCAUCCACAGUCUGGAUGCUUCUGCACCAUCAUCUUAACAUUUGACUACUGACUUGGCAGAUGAUGAGAAGGAAAAGCAUGAACUACAUAUACUGCUACCCAGCCCCUGUGUGACACCAGCAUAUCUUGGCCACUGCAUGUCUGUGAUUGGAUCUGCCAUGUUUGGAGUUGUUCACUGUGUUUUAUAGAUAGAAUAUUGCAAAUGGGAUUGAAGCAACAUGUGUUGCUUAUGGCAAAGAAAAAAAAAGUCCCUGUUGCACUUUUUUGGGGAAAGGGGCAAGCGACACAUACAACAGGACCACUUUUAAUAUAAAUACUAUAUUAAUGUCUUUGUGAAAAUCCAUCUUCUUAUUCUAUACUUACCACAAACCUCUUAAAAUGCUUUCCCUUAUGUGUCUACACAGAUUCCAAGAGCUACUUAACUUAAAUCAACAACUUGAAAUAUUUUCACAUGCAGCUUUCAAACUAAUGCACACAAAUGCAUGUGCUGAGACCUUGUCAUUUCUCACUAACAUGGAUGAAUAAGAGGGCACAUGAAAGCAAACCUUGAAACUAGUAGCUAGUCUCAGUCAGUGUACAUUAUUUAAAAUGCUUAUUUUGUCCCAUGAUAAUGAAGCCAAAUAGAUUUUUCUGCCCUCAUAUAUAUUUCCUGCCUUAUAAAACUUCAGCCAUACAUUCCUAUCUUAAUUUUUAAUGAAUCCGUUAUUAAUGGCUGUUUAUUCUCGUUUGGUUUUGACUAGUAAUGGAAAUCCCGACAGAUAUCCAAAGGGUUUAAAGUAAAAGAGGAAAGGGGCCAUAUUCUGUACUGUAUCUAUAAAGGCCUCCUUGUAUUUUAGAUACUGUAUGUUUCUGUAUAGAUAUUUUUAAUUGUAUAAAUGUAUAAAUGCUUGACUCAUCUCUCUCAGUUGAUGGUUUCUGGAUAGUUAAGAUGGGAGAUUACAAUAGUAGCAGAAAGACAAUUGUAAAUAAGACUGGACAGUACUUUUGAGGUGGAAUAUUAGUUGGAGGGUAAAAAUGAAUAACUUUAAAGCAUUGUUAGUCAGAAUAGAUGUAACAUUGCACUUUCUCUAAAAUUGUCUAUUUUAUUAUAACAAUGAGGCAUUAUGACGAAUGGUACAGGAGCAUAUAUUAUUCUUAGGAAUCUUGCUUGAGGGUAUUUGAGAGUUUACCAGGAGGGCUAUCACUGUUAAUACCAGGGAAAAAAAACAUGGUGUGAUGAGAAAGCUAAAACCAAUAUCAUGACUGUUUUCAGGCUACCAGGUUAUUUUAACGUAACAAAAAGAAAAUAGGCCCCCAUCUGUUCAUCUAAUAUCCAUUGCCAUUGUACUUUGUGUUGCUAAAGAUUCACACCCCUCUCAGUUUUGUACUGCAUAGUAGAGCAAGUGUUUGAGAGUUCGGCCCUUUUCCUUUUCCUCUCUACACUCUACGUUCAUUAGGACUGUGUUUUGUGUUUGUGCAACUCUGUAAAGAAUUACUUUGAAUUCCAACAGGAUUGUUGUUGGUACUGUAAGUCUGUAGUCAAUAGAGGCAAGUCAUCAUGUAUCUGGAUUAUUUUGUGUUCAGUCACUGGAUUUAUAAGCACUUGUGAAUGCAGUUGCGAAGCUGAGCCACAUCUGAAACAUCUUUGAUUGGCACGUAAAGUAAGUGUAUGAAAAAGAAAAGGGUAAAAAAAAUAUUUGCAUUAAGAUGUUUUUGCGAAAUGUAUUUGGUUUCCUGCAACCUUGUGCUUUCCUUGUGCUCCUUGCCAUAAUUUAUAGGUUCUUUGUACAGGAUAAUACUGUAUUUCAGUGAUGAACCCUUAAUGUCAACAUGUAAAUAGUUUUUGUUAUUUUUGGACUUUUGCAAUUGUCCCAUUAUAACAUUCAAUCAUGCCAAACACAUUAUUAAGAAGAUGUUUAAUUAUUUCAAGGUAAACAGGAGUAUGAUCCAUUGAAUUACUGCACUUUGCACUGGUGGUACUCACAGUAGGUUUCUACUGUGUGGACUCAAGAUUUGAUUUAACUAUCCCCAUUUCAUCUUAGAUUAAAUGUGCUAAUAAUUUUAGAAAUAUAAUGCUUUAUAUUUGUUUUUGCUCAGUUUUAAGUCUAACUUGAAAAAAGACUAAUAGCACUUCAUCCUAGCUUUAACAUUGCAUCCUAUGUUAGCAGCAGAGUGUUUGCAUGACUCAGCCAAGCACACAAAGAAAUCAGCUUGAGGCACAUCUCAUCUGGAGGCACAGGUGGGGGAGAUAUGUAUGUAUGAAACUGUACAUUCAGGGAACAAAACUCAUAACACAGGGAUGGACCAGGUGGUCCCUUGGUGCAAUCUGUGAAUACUACCCAUAAAAUGUAGACGUUUGUCAAAACAAAUUUCCUUGUAAUCACUGCGGAUCUUGCAAACCUAAUGAGCAAAAAGAGGGGUUACGGGCAACCAGUGUCCAUCUACCAUCUACCUGCUUCGCUAGGAAGUCAACAAGGGCUUCCUUUGGUUUCCACUCUUUUUCUCCGUCAGAGUUCUUACACACUAUGCAAUCCCAAAGACAGUGCAAUUUAAUUUCAUAGCUUGCACAGUCUGGUGAAUUAUACAUGCUUAUACAUUUUGUAAUAACAAAGAACAGAGGACUGAUGAAAUCUAACCAGUAGUGUACUUAAGACUGUAUUCAUCUCUGUUGAGUUGUUCUAUCAAUAUUUUGUGUAUGCACUCUUGAUAUGUUGUAUAUUAAUUAUUUGGUAAAUUCUAAAUUGCUCCAUUAGGGCGUGAUCCACUGAUGAAUCUUUAAUGCUAGAGAGGUGUUUUAACUCGUGUAGUUAAGAAAUCAAGGUGGUACACCCCUUCCCACUUUUCUCACUUAUUUUCUAUUUUGGUUUGUUGUACUUUGUUUUAUACUUUAUGUAAAAGUAAUACAUAAUAAACAAAAACAUUUAAUCAUUUAA
Seriola aureovittata is the source of this 8073-nucleotide messenger RNA. It is a transcript of the gene dip2bb, whose product is annotated as disco-interacting protein 2 homolog Bb. The record is from RefSeq and is a predicted model, not a curated record. The coding region runs from base 199 to 5145 and encodes 1648 amino acids. The transcript is spliced from 39 exons. Lineage: Eukaryota; Metazoa; Chordata; Actinopteri; Carangiformes; Carangidae.